Jaculus jaculus (lesser Egyptian jerboa) is the source of this 474-nucleotide messenger RNA. RefSeq names its product SCP2 sterol binding domain containing 1 (gene Scp2d1). Gene Ontology annotation, cellular component: cytosol. NCBI's taxonomy places the organism in Eukaryota, Metazoa, Chordata, Mammalia, Rodentia, Dipodidae. The record is from RefSeq and is a predicted model, not a curated record.
AUGUGGAAGAGAAUUGACCCUCACUCCACCAAGAUCAAAGCAGGGGAUGGGCCUCAGACCAGCCAGUUGACCAGUCUGGAAUCAUCACCACCGAUAUCUGCCCUGCCCCAGUCUCUAGAGCUAUCAGACAUUCAGAUCUUCCCAGUGUUCGAGGACAUCAGUCAUCACAUCAAAAAAGCUGGCACCCAACUGGUAAAGAAAGUCAAUGCUAUCUUUCAGCUGGAUAUCACCAAGGACGGGAGGAUCAUUCUUCAGUGGACCAUUGACUGGAGUGGUUCUGGAGACACCUACUUGGAAUCUGCCCAGCUCCCAGAAGAUACUGUCUUCACCAUCCCAGAGUCUGUCUUCAUGGAGUUAGUUUUGGGUAAAAUGAACCGGCAAAAAGCUCUCCUGGCUGGCAAGUUCAAAGUAAGAGGCAAAGUUUUUCUGAGCCAGAAGCUGGAGAGGCUCUUCAAAGAUUGGGCUAGAUUUUAA